This is a messenger RNA of Python bivittatus (Burmese python), 4090 nucleotides long. RefSeq names its product RAP1A, member of RAS oncogene family (gene RAP1A). Gene Ontology annotation, cellular component: membrane. Gene Ontology annotation, molecular function: GTP binding; GTPase activity. NCBI's taxonomy places the organism in Eukaryota, Metazoa, Chordata, Lepidosauria, Squamata, Pythonidae. Gene Ontology annotation, biological process: Rap protein signal transduction. The record is from RefSeq and is a predicted model, not a curated record.
UGGCUACCCGGAGUGCACGUAACGUUCCCUUAGCGGGAGUUUGGGAAGACCUCUAGCAGGUGCUGUUCACACGGAUGAGAGAUCUUAUAUGCCAAGCUUAUCAGUAUUUGAAUAGACCACAUCAUGCGUGAGUACAAGCUAGUGGUCCUUGGCUCAGGUGGUGUAGGCAAGUCUGCUCUGACUGUGCAGUUUGUUCAGGGAAUUUUUGUUGAAAAAUAUGACCCCACAAUAGAAGACUCUUACAGAAAGCAAGUGGAAGUAGACUGCCAACAAUGUAUGCUUGAAAUCCUCGAUACAGCAGGGACAGAGCAAUUUACCGCAAUGAGGGAUCUGUAUAUGAAGAAUGGUCAAGGAUUUGCACUAGUUUAUUCUAUUACAGCACAGUCCACGUUCAAUGACUUACAGGACCUGAGGGAACAGAUCUUACGGGUCAAGGACACUGAAGAUGUUCCCAUGAUUCUGGUUGGCAAUAAAUGUGAUCUGGAAGAUGAACGAGUAGUUGGCAAAGAACAGGGACAGAAUUUAGCAAGACAGUGGUGUAACUGUGCCUUUCUAGAAUCAUCUGCAAAGUCUAAAAUCAAUGUUAACGAGAUCUUUUAUGAUCUUGUCAGACAGAUAAAUAGAAAAACACCAGUGGAAAAGAAGAAGCCUAAAAAGAAGUCAUGUCUGCUGCUUUAGACCCACAGCAUGCAGCAGCUCUGAGCCAGGAUCACAGGAAUGAAGAACUGUUGCCUAAUUUGGAAAGUGCCAGCAUUCCAGAAAUUCAAAAAAGCUACACCACAAAUUGACAUCAUAUCUGAAGAGGCUUCUGUUUUUAUAUAUUAUGUGAAGAAUUUAGAUCUUACAAUGGUUUGCACAAAGGUCCCUGAGGAAAAAAAAUGAAAAUAAAAUUGCUCUGUGUAUAUCUCUUGGAAUUAAAGACAAUAGUACUUCUCUUUUGCAAUAGCAGUUAACAAAUGUGAUAAUAAAUAUAAUUGAUUCUAGUUGUAUGAUUAUACAAGAGCAUGGAUGCAUUUCAAAUGUUAGGUAUUGCUACUAUAAUUUCAUAUUGACCUCUUCCCAUAGUCCCGUGCCCAUCAAGCACUAAAAAUGAUCAGUCAUUAAUACUUGAUAAUCUAUCAUGAUAGAUACAACUAUACAAAUUUUACUGUUCAUACUCACUGCAGCGAUAACUUUCCAAGUCAUUGACUUCAUUUUAUAUUUAAAAAGUUAUGGACUAUCAUUAUUUUCAUUCUGCCCUAUAUUCUAAUUAAAAUUGUGCAUUAUGCUUUGGAAAAAAAUGGGUCUUUUAUAGGAAAAUAAACUGGGAUAACUGAUUUCUAUGGCUUUGAAAGCUAAAAUAUAUAAUAUACUAAACCAAUUCUAAUACUGCUUCUUGUGUUUUACUGUCACAGAUUAAAUUACAGCUUUUAUGAUUGAUUAAAUUUUAGUACAUUUCCACUUUGUGUGUUUCUCUUUUAGGUUGCAGAUCACGGCUUUUAACUGAAACGGUGAAAAACAUUUGUAACAGUAAAUACAAAUACACUAGUAACUCCCAGCUGGGUUGUACAAGAAAGUCCCCAAUGGGGACCCCAUGGCUGAAGAGAUCUGGUGGUGAUUUUUCUUAGCCAGUUUAAGUAAAUUUGUGAUGCGCAGGCAGAAGUGAUUUGAAAUUUCAGUUAAGAGUUUAUGUAUAAAUAAACAAUUCAUUAAAGAAUGCCCACCAUUGUAUUAGACAAACACAGUAAGUAAGAUGUAAUAGUUGAUUCACUAGAUAUGAUGCACCAGUAGAUUAUAAUUAUGAAUGUAAGUGCCUUUUCAGUUUAAUUCUGGAAACUAGUACUAAUCUGUUCUCUAGUUUGCUUAUAUGUUGGACCCUAUAAUACAAAUCUGUUGAAAAACAAACUUUGGUUUGGAGCAAUGGCUAUAAAUGUAGUGGAAGUGGGAGGAACAUUUAACACCAUCAGACUUACAUUUUUGCCUUCAGUUCAGGUUUGCAUGUGUCCCCAGGAAUGAGGGUUGUAUUUAAUGUUGUAAUAAAUAGUGUUCAUCUGCCACCUAGUGGACAUAAAAAUACAGUAAGCUUUUCCCCAUUAGAGAAACUUUGAUCAUAAUAUUGAAAUAUAUUAGUAAUUCAUUGAAAUGUUCUAAAUAUUUCCUAUUAUUGUCAGAGAGGGGUAGAAGUUCUAGUUUCUGACCAGGAAUUUAGUAAUUUAAUAAGAACGCUAAUUCAGUAAAAUAAUGGCUUUUCUAAUCACAUCUCCUAUUUGGUGUUGCAAUAGUACAGUCACCUAAUUGCUAAGAUGCCAAGCCACCAGGCACUAAUGGAUAGAAACAUGGUACAGAUAACAAAUGUGGUAUAUUAUCACUAAUUAUCUAUUGUGUAGCUCCUCUCUUUCCUCUGCUAAGCCUAUCUAGGCCCACACAACACUUAUAAAAAAGGGUCAGUCAUGGCCACCAUCUCAACAUUUCUGAACUUCCUGCAGAAGCCCCUGAUGUCAGCUCACUUUACUUCUCAGUAAAGUAAGGCAGAAAAGUUGGAUGUAGCAGACAAAGGUUACCCAGAAAGCUUGCUCCCUAGGAGGCCCCUUUCACAGGCAAAUUUCAUCAGUGGUUCCCAAGCUUCUCCAUUAUAUCAGCAGUGAAAGCUUUUGUGGACCAACACAUCAGCCAAAGGUUGGCAAUAUAGUGCCUGUCAGCACUGCAGUACGUAUCAGCUCUUCUUCUCUUGAUAUCUUCAGGGCCUUGGCAUUCAAUAAAAAAUAUUUUUUUAAAAAAAGUCCAAGCUUUUUCCAGACCACCAGAUCAGAUGAGAUGAUUUCCCCAGUAGUUGUGAGUGAAAAUGCCAACAACUUAUGAGGUCUAGUGAUGUUGAUUUCAUCCAUUUUAAUUUCUUUUUUAUUGUGGCACCCAGGACACAGAUAACUUGCAAUAUCCUCACAGAUCCAAGUUGCCUUUGGAGGUCUAUGUUCUUUUCUUUUUUUAUCACUGAACUGCUUUUAGCUGUCACUGAAAGCAGCAAGAGUUCCAGGGUCCGCCUGACACUCUCUUCCUCCUUUCCGGGUCCAUCGGGACCCGGAGUGCAGGCAGUUCUAAGUUUGGCUUUGAGGCUGCUUGCCUCCCAGAGCUACUCACCUGGGUGAGCUUGGGUGAAGGGAGGCAAAAGAGAGACUUAGGGGUCAGCAAGUAUGCAAUCAAAUAAAGAAGAAUGACAUCGUGCAGCCUGUAAAACAAGCUCCAAACGACACAAUUCUUGGUUUAAACAAGCCAUUUCAUAAAUUGCCAACAACUUGGUUUCAAAUAGAGGCUGGUUUGUGGGAAAUGUGUACAAAGUCAAUCCCCACCCCCAAAAAAGUUUAGCUUUUUGCGUGACCCAAAGUAAUGUAUGUAAAUGAGAUUAGAGAGAUCCAGAGGGAGAAAGAGAAGUGUACAUGUUCCUUGAAGAUGAUUUUAAGAGAUGGUUGACAGUGUGUGAUGUAAGAGAUGUUACACGUACUUUCCUCCUAUUCAGGGACGUUGUUUUAAAAAUUAUUUAGAAGUGAUCUGAGGAGCAUUAGAUGUUCCACUGUGAAGCAGAUACUUUGUUGGAGCAAGAAACGGGGGGCUGAAAUGAGUAUGCUUGUAUCUAGUCUCACUUGUUUGGAUGGAUUUUUUUUUUCUUAAUUUUUGUGAUUUUGCCAACGUCUGGCAGCCACUACAUCUUCUCAAGAAUCCAUAGGCCUCCAAAGUUUGGAGACUCCCUAAUAUUAUCCUUACCCCAGUAGAUUUCCCUGGGCAGUUGAAGUGGAGUUUUCAUCUUUACUUUGACACAACUCUGUGUUGCACAGUGGAGAACGUUUUCAUUAACUGGAAAGGUAGAAUGAAAUACACAUGAAUUUUUUCCAUUUAAACAAACAUUUUGAGCUCAUCUCAGAGCAAAUUGGGCUUUGUAGUAACUACUGAUAACUGUUGUCAAUGUCUUAUACAUCUCAGGACUAGGUGAAACGAGUAGAGUGGGAAGGUUCACUUAAUAGCCCUCAGUGAACUGAAGAAUAGGCAAGUUUUGUUCUUAAUGUCUUUGUUGUAUACGCAUAUUUCUUUCCCAGUGGGCAAUAAAGCAGCCUACAGAAAU